AUGAUACAGAGGUCAGUUGACGUGACUAAAUGUCAUAGUGACGUUGCCCAAACGAUGGGUGAAAGGAACCAGUACCCAGAUACGUUGCCUUAUGAUUAUAAUAGAGUAAUUCUGAGGAGAUUACCCGCGGACGAGAAUUCGCAUUAUGUAAAUGCGAGUUAUGUUAAUAGUUGGUUACGAGAGAGGGCCUACGUGGUGACGCAGGCGGUUAGGACGAAGCCGGCGUUGGCCGAGUUCUGGCGUAUGAUUUGGGAGUUGACAACGAAUUGUUUGGUGAUGCUGACGAAGGUGUUUGAUUUUAUGCGGGUCAGUUUAUUUUUGUCAUAA
Messenger RNA from Anisakis simplex (herring worm), 327 nucleotides. Lineage: Eukaryota; Metazoa; Nematoda; Chromadorea; Rhabditida; Anisakidae. The record is from the annotation of a GenBank genome assembly.